This is a messenger RNA of Anopheles cruzii, 1534 nucleotides long. Its product is annotated as hormone receptor 4-like. The record is from RefSeq and is a predicted model, not a curated record. The transcript has a single exon. The annotation marks the transcript as partial. Lineage: Eukaryota; Metazoa; Arthropoda; Insecta; Diptera; Culicidae.
AUCGUCUCACGAGACAUCGAAAGGCGGCAAGACGGCGGUGGCGACGGCGACGACGACGACAACGGCAUCGGACCAUGUGCUGUUGCAACACCAACAGUCGCAGCAGAAACAACAUCACCCUCAGCAGCAGCAGCAGCACCAAACAGUGGGCAUCGUGAGGGCCCUCGUUCAACAGCAGCAGCAGCAACAAAAGCUAAACAAUGUCAACAACGUCCGGCAUUCGCCCAACUCCACGAAAGGACCGGCGGUGGCGGGGGUCGCGGUGACGGCGGCGGCCACCAGCUCGACGAGUGACCACAGUAGCAGUGGCAGCACCAGCAGUAGUAGCAGCAGCAGUGCCAGUUCCACCUCGAGUGCCAGUUCCGCGUCGUCGAACCACACGAGCACGAGCAGCGGCAUCGGCGGGAGCAGUGGAGCCAGUGCCGGGAGUGGCGUCGGCGGGGCGCCUGCUAGUGGCCAUCACCUACAGCACCACCCACAACCGGUGGAAGCGACCUACGCGAGCGUAAUCAAGAAACCCAAAUCGCAUCCAUCAUCGGUCAGUGGCGGCAGCAGUGGCCGAAACUCCACCGGAACGCCACCGACGACGGCGGCGACGCAGGGUAGUGGCCACUCACAAGGCGGUCCACCACCACCCCCACUGCACGUCGGGAGUAAUGUGGUCGGCGAGUUUAAUGCGGCCGACCUCAGGAGUUCGCUCGAUCGGAAGGUGAACGGAGUCCUGGUGUUUAGCAGUGGGCUCAACGAGCGCGGUCCGGUGGCGCCCUCUGGUGGGUCGUCGAGUGUUAUCGUCGGCGCUACCAUGAAGUCGGCUGACCACCAUCACGGGACACUCGGGCGAUAUCACACCCCACCGCAGCAGCAGCAGCAACACCAUCACCACGGCCUUAUUUGCGCGGACAAUCAGCAUCAUCAGCUGGACACGAGCAGCAUCAGCAGCAGCGUCAGUAGCUCGACUGGCGGGGCCAACCUGUUGCUAAACGGUUCCGGCAAUGGGAGUGGGCCCACCACCAACUCACCCAUCGUGGGCAUCUCGUCGAACGGAGCCCUGGUGCCGCCACCGUACCGUGACCCGCCGCCACCGCGCAACAGUCCCCUGUCGCAUCGGCUGCUCGAGGGCGGUGGCACCGGAAACGGCUGCAACACCCUGACCAGCCUCAGUAGCACCGGAAGUGCCGGAAGUGGUGCCGGUGCUGGUGGCGUGGGCAGGAAAUUGGACAAGGACAGCCCGAACCUCGGUGCCGGAUCCUCGUCGUCACCGUCGUCGGCGACGGGGGGUGCCACCGGGCCCCUACUGGACCAGCCGGCCCCGUCCGGGGAGACCAAUUUGCUAAACGGCGGUGGCAGCGGUGGCGGCGGUGGCGGCGGCGUUAGUAGUGGGUCCUCCGAGACCCUGCCACAGCAUGUGACCGGUUACCGGGAACUGAUACAGCUCAUCAAGUUACAGCGCGAGAAAAUCAAUAUCCAGCAGGCGGACAUCUCGAAGGUGGGUUCGACUGUAACGGCCACGGGUGUGCUAGUUUGUAGUAGUGCU